Messenger RNA from Callithrix jacchus (white-tufted-ear marmoset), 2239 nucleotides. RefSeq names its product cyclin C (gene CCNC). Gene Ontology annotation, molecular function: cyclin-dependent protein serine/threonine kinase regulator activity. The record is from RefSeq and is a predicted model, not a curated record. Gene Ontology annotation, biological process: regulation of transcription by RNA polymerase II. Lineage: Eukaryota; Metazoa; Chordata; Mammalia; Primates; Cebidae.
GCCGAGCUGAUUUGAUCGAGGAGCGCGGUUACCGGACGGGCUGGGUCUAUGGUCGCUCCGUGGGCCGCUCCGCCGGCUGGUGCUUUUUUAUCAGGGCAAGCUGUGUUCCAUGGCAGGGAACUUUUGGCAGAGCUCCCACUAUUUGCAAUGGAUUUUGGAUAAACAAGAUCUGUUGAAGGAGCGCCAAAAGGAUUUAAAGUUUCUCUCGGAAGAAGAAUAUUGGAAGUUACAAAUAUUUUUUACAAAUGUUAUCCAGGCAUUAGGUGAACAUCUUAAAUUAAGACAACAAGUUAUUGCCACUGCUACAGUAUAUUUCAAGAGAUUCUAUGCCAGGUAUUCUCUGAAAAGUAUAGAUCCUGUAUUAAUGGCUCCUACAUGUGUGUUUUUGGCAUCCAAAGUAGAGGAAUUUGGAGUAGUUUCAAAUACAAGAUUGACUGCUGCUGCUACUUCUGUAUUAAAAACUAGAUUUUCAUAUGCCUUUCCAAAGGAAUUUCCUUAUAGGAUGAAUCAUAUAUUAGAAUGUGAAUUCUAUCUGUUAGAACUAAUGGAUUGUUGCUUGAUAGUGUAUCAUCCUUAUAGACCUUUGCUCCAGUAUGUGCAGGACAUGGGCCAAGAAGACAUGUUGCUUCCCCUUGCAUGGAGGAUAGUGAAUGAUACCUACAGAACGGAUCUUUGCCUACUGUAUCCUCCUUUCAUGAUAGCUUUAGCUUGCCUACAUGUAGCCUGUGUUGUACAGCAGAAAGAUGCCAGGCAAUGGUUUGCUGAGCUUUCUGUGGAUAUGGAGAAGAUUUUGGAAAUAAUCAGGGUUAUUUUAAAACUAUAUGAGCAGUGGAAGAAUUUCGAUGAAAGAAAAGAGAUGGCAACUAUACUUAGUAAGAUGCCAAAACCAAAACCACCUCCAAACAGAAAUUCCCUGAGUGAUUCUCCACUAGUGGCAGGGCCUGAAGCUGCAAGAUGAUGGUGGACAAGAUAAGGCAAUAAUCCUAUUGCCACAGUUACUGUGAAGGAGAGCAGGGUCCAAAUGGAAGUCAGAACUCUAGCUACAGCCAAUCUUAAAACAUUCCGAAGAAUUCCGUAGUGGACUGCUUGGAAAUAAACCAUUGGACAGAUUUCAGUAAUGUCUUCAGUGGAACACAAAUGAAAAUGAAUAGCUUGUUUCUGUCAAGCAUAUUGGAAAGUGAUUUUAUUUUUGCAAAAUAAGUUUUUCUUUAAUAUGAUUCUAGUACAUAAUUGAUUAAAAUCUCUUGAUUAUAAAUGUUUGGAAAGGUUCUAAGGGGACCUACAGACAGACAUACAUAGACAUUUCAAAAUUAAUAGCUUUUGAUUAGUAUAAUAUUUCUUAAUUUGGAUAAUAGAAAUUGUAGCUUUUAAUUAAGAAGGAAACAUGAAGCAUAAUUUGUUUAAAAUUCUCUUUGGUCAUUGAGGGACCAAAAAAGGACGUAAAAUUUACAGUCAGUAUAUGAGGGGUUUUUUCCCCCUCCGUAAGUUUAACUUUAAAAUUGUAUUUAAGGAAUCAAAUCUUACAAAAUCCUGGAAGAUUUUGGUAACGAUGUUGAUAAUUUCAGGGAAAUUAAUCAAGUACCUAUAUUGAUUUAAAAGUGUAUUUUAUUCAAUAGUUUGAGGAUCUUGCCAUGGAAGAUACUAGCCCAGCCUAGCAGAAAAGUGCAAUAUGUAUAGCAUACUUUGACAUUUUAAAAGCUGUAUUCCAUAACCAUUUUGAAAUGCUGGGCAAACUACAUGAAGUUAUUUAUAAUUCACAGCUAAUCAGGCAUUUUGAAAGCUUAAUUGGAUUAAAAAACCAUAAUGUCGGAAUUUGAUAAAAUUUUAAUGUUGAUUUUUACUGUGAAAAGUUUUUUAUAAGAUAAACACACCCUAGUUUAAUUCUGUGUCUUGGUGUGGAUUUACAAAUUUGCUAUAGGUAUUCUGAGCCAGGAACACAAUCAGGUUUCAGGCCAGUUUGAUACUGGCUGUCCUUAAUUCUAAUAUGAGGGUAGGACAUCAUACUAAAUGUUACGUCAGUGGGACAUACUGUCAGUGGGACGUACUGUCUGUGGAACUUAGCAAAUUAAUAUUUUCUUCAGACUUGAAGGAGAGUGAUGAAUAAAAUUUGGAGUCAUAGGAUAUUGAUGUACAAUUGAAGGAUUAAACAUUUUAAUCAAUUGUGGACAAUGGCUUAUUAAAUUAAAUGUUGACUUCCUAGUAUAAAACUGCAAGAAUAAAAGUAAGUUCUCCAGCUUUA